GUCUUCAUGAGCAUGGCAUCAGGAGGCGAAGGGCCAUCGUCCACUCCUCACAAACACACCAACAGGUUAGCCAAGGAGCGGUCGCCCUACCUGCUGCAACAUGCACACAACCCUGUUGACUGGUAUCCAUGGGGACAAGAUGCUUUUGACAAGGCAAAGACUGAAGACAAACCCAUCUUUUUAUCAGUGGGUUAUUCGACAUGCCACUGGUGCCACGUUAUGGAACGGGAGUCCUUCGAAGACGAAGAAAUUGGUCAAAUCCUCAGUGAGAACUUUGUAUGCAUCAAACUAGACAGAGAAGAAAGACCUGAUGUGGACAAGGUCUACAUGACCUUCGUACAGGCAACAAGCGGUGGUGGAGGUUGGCCCAUGAGCGUCUGGUUGACUCCUGACCUUCGACCUUUCGUCGGGGGCACCUACUUCCCUCCAAGAGACCAUGGAAGAAGACCUGGGUUCAAGACUGUUCUCACCAGAAUCAUGGAACAGUGGCAGAAUAAUCGCACUACUUUGGAGUCCAGUGGGGACAGGAUCCUUGAAGCCCUGAAGAAAGGCACAGCCAUUACUGCAAACCCAGGAGAAAGUCCUCCACUGGCCCCAGAUGUCGCUAAUCGCUGCUUCCAGCAGUUGGCCAAUUCUUAUGAGGAGGAGUACGGAGGCUUUAGAGAUGCUCCAAAGUUCCCUACACCAGUGAAUCUGAUGUUCCUCAUGUCUUAUUGGUCGGUGAAUCGCUCCACCUCAGAAGGGGUUGAAGCUCUCCAGAUGGCCUUGCACACACUCCGUAUGAUGGCACUGGGAGGCAUCCACGACCACGUGGCACAGGGUUUUCAUCGUUACUCGACAGAUUCCUCCUGGCAUGUUCCUCACUUUGAAAAGAUGCUGUACGACCAGGCUCAGCUGGCCGUAGCCUACAUAACAGCUUCCCAGGUAUCAGGUGAGCAGGUUUUUGCAGAUGUGGCUAAGGACAUACUGCUCUACGUCUCCAGAGACCUGAGUGACAAGUCUGGCGGCUUCUACAGCGCAGAGGAUGCAGACUCUGUCCCAGCAUCAGGGGGAGCAGAGAAGCGAGAGGGGGCUUUCUGUGUGUGGACGGCCUCAGAAGUUCGGGAGCUCUUGCCAGAUGUGGUGGAAGGCGCCACUGGAGCUGCCACGCAGGCAGACAUCUUUAUGCACCAUUAUGGGGUUAAGGAGCAAGGCAAUGUUACUCCAGAACAGGACCCCCACGGGGAGCUGCAGGGCCAGAAUGUGCUGAUCGUGCGUUAUUCAGUCGAGUUAACAGCUGCUCACUUUGGCAUCAGUGUCGAGAAAGUCAAUGAGCUCCUGGCCUCCGCCAGAGCCAGAAUGGCAGAAGUGAGGAAGAGCCGGCCACGCCCACAUCUGGACACCAAGAUGCUGGCCUCCUGGAAUGGCUUGAUGCUGUCGGCCUACGCUCGGGUUGGAGCCGUGCUGGGGGACAAGGCCUUACUGGAGAGAGCGGUGCAGGCAGGCGACUUCCUCAGGGAGCACAUGUGGGACGCUGAGCGGCAGACCAUCCUCCGAUCUUGUUACCGUGGAGACCAGAUGGAGGUGCAACAAAUGUAAGAGAGAGAGAGUUUUGAUCAAAUAUGGCAGCGUUCCUCUGAGUGGUUUGAAGCAGGCAAUUUCUAAAAACAUUCUGUUUCAUAUUAUAAUUCACCAAUCAGGAGCACAAUAAGAAUGCGAUAGCAGUUGGUUGGGUUGAUUGCUUUUAUUCCCAGACUACUGUUUGUCCAAUUUGAUCAAACUGCACCCACACAGUCCUGAUGAAGUAGAUUAGC
Stegastes partitus (bicolor damselfish) is the source of this 1793-nucleotide messenger RNA. Its product is annotated as spermatogenesis-associated protein 20-like. Gene Ontology annotation, biological process: carbohydrate metabolic process. The record is from RefSeq and is a predicted model, not a curated record. Lineage: Eukaryota; Metazoa; Chordata; Actinopteri; Pomacentridae. Bases 7 to 1578 code for a protein of 523 amino acids. The transcript has 11 exons.